ACGUCAGUGAAUGUAGCGUCAUCCUUUCUGGAGUAGAGCAGCGCGGGGCCCUUUUUUUGCUGCUCUACAUAUUUCUCAAUUUGUAUACCUUCUGCGGGUCCCCAUAACACAUUCUUUGUGUUUUCAUCUAUCCCCACAAUGAUGCCUCCUGUAGGAGUUUUCACUUGCCUUAUUGUGUUCGCCGCACUCGCCUCCGAGACGGCCGCCGAAGGUCUGGUAAACGAGGACGUGCGGAGAACAGUAGACCUGAGCACUCAUCUUGCUAAGAUUUCCUCGGAGGUGCUCCUGUCGAACCAGGGCGAUGCUGCGGUGCAAACCUUUACACUGGCGGUGGAGCCCGACCUGGUGCCGCAUCUCGCUUACAUUGGAGCUUCGGUAAAAGGUGAUGAAGAGGAAGAUGGAACUCUUGAACUCAAGCAAACAUCAAUACAUGGGCAGAGUGGGGAAUUCUACAAGGUGCAGUUGCCCUCCAGCCUGGCCGCAGGUGCUAAGCUGAGAGUGAAGGUGGACAUGGUGUUCAGUCAUGUCCUUACGCCUUUCCCCUCGCACAUCACUCAAGCCGAGCGCCAGUUGGUGGUCUUCCAGGGGAACCACUACCUGUUCUCCCCAUACCCCACUCGCAGCCAGACCACCCGUGUCCGCCUGUCCUCCAAGACCGUGGAGAGCUACACCAAGCUGGGCAACCCAAGCAAGAGCGACGAGGUCAUCGAGUAUGGCCCCUUCCGUGACGUCGCAGCUUUCAGCGAGGAUGCGAUGAAGAUCCACUACGAGAACAACAGCCCGUUCCUUAGCAUCAGCAGCAUCACACGCACCAUUGAGGUGUCCCACUGGGGCAACAUCGCUGUGGAGGAGACCAUCGACCUGAGACACACCGGAGCCUACCUCAAGGGCCCCUUCUCCCGUUACGACUACCAGCGGCAGUCCGAUAGUGGCAUCUCUUCGGUUAAAUCCUUCAAGACGAUCCUCCCCGCCUCUGCCCAGGAUGUGUACUACCGGGACGAGAUCGGAAACAUCUCCACCUCCCACCUGCAGGUGCUGGAGGAUUCGGUGGAGGUGGAGGUGCGCCCCAGGUUCCCCCUGUUUGGAGGCUGGAAGACCCACUACAUGAUUGGCUACAACCUGCCCAGCUACGAGUACCUCUACACCCUGGGAGACCAGUAUGCAUUGAAGAUGAGGCUGGUGGACCACGUGUUUGACGACCAGGUGAUCGAUUCCCUCACCGUGAAACUCAUUCUGCCAGAGGGCGCCAGAAACAUCCACGUGGAAACCCCUUACCCCAUCUACCGCUUGCCUGACCAGCUGCACUACACCUACCUGGAUACCUUCGGCCGCCCAGUACUGGUCGCGACGAAGAGCAACCUGGUUGAGCAGCACAUUCAGGACGUUGUGGUCCAUUACACCUUCAAUAAGAUCCUGAUGCUUCAGGAGCCUCUGCUGGUCGUUGGUGCCUUCUACAUCCUCUUCUUCACCGUCAUCAUCUACGUGCGCCUGGACUUUGCAAUCACCAAGGACCCGGCUGCCGAGGUGCGCAUGAAGGUGGCGUCCAUCACGGAGCAGGUGCUGACCCUGGUCAACAAGCGCCUGGGGCUGUACCGCCACAUGGACGAGGUGGUGAACCGCUACAAGCAGUCACGGGACACGGGCGCUCUUAACAGCGGCCGCAAGACGCUGGAGGCGGAGCACCGCACGUUCACCAAUGACAUCACCAGCCUGCAGGCUCGCCUGAAGGCCGAGGGAUCCGACUUGGCGGAUAAGGUGGGCGAGGUGCAGAAGCUGGACGGCAAGGUGAAGGAGAUGGUAUGCCGCUCUUGCCAGGAGGCGGAGCGCCUGGUUGCGGGCAAAGUGAAGAAGGAGGCCUACAUCGAGAGCGAGAAGACCCUUGGCACCAAGCGGCAGGAGCUGGUCAGCUCCAUCGACAGCCUGCUGGACGCCCUCUAAGUCUCUGGCCGUGCACCGAGGACGUGCACUGCGACACGAGGGCACUCGUAGCACCCGCGUGAUGCCCCGCCCACCCCUCCACAACAUAGAUGUACAACGAGAAUUCAUGCAUUCAUUCAUAUAUGUGCCGAAUUUCCACAAAGGAAGCACACACACAAACACGUGCACACACCUACACACACGCAACACACACACAGACAUACGCAACACAAACACAAUUUAGUGAACGAUUUGAACAUCUUCCCAGGCCUGUCGGGUAGCUUCAGGCCUGUUAUGUGUGUGUACUAGCGUAGCCUUUGUCCCUGCUGCAGGAACACGGUCCUACGCAGCACAUACUGAACCAUGGCCAUUACUUUGAGAAUGUACCGUUUAUUAUUUUAACUUUUGGCACCGAAGUCUGGGUUCUGUUUCCCAUUGAAAUCUGGACUCUUUUAUGUUUGUCUUUUUAUUUUCUCUCUGCACCCUUUUUUUGAAUGGUUUUGAUAAAACGUCUGAGGGGCUGUUUUUGUAAUGAAUAAUUUAGUUGAUGGAGGUCAAAUUUUGCCACAUGUUUUGUUUUCAAGUCCUGUGUACUUACUCACAUGUGCUCUCUAGUCCCUAGAAGGUCAAAUCAUUUGCUUCUCGUUGGUAGGAUGAUGUCAUGUUCAGACCAUGUCAUCUUCUUUGCACUUACAGCAUUCUCUCUUCCAGACUGACCCUUACUUAAGCAUUGGACUAAAGCAAAUAUUUGAACAAAGCUCUGAUUCUGCUACACAACUGCUGGGCAUUUCAUUUGUCCUGUCCCUUUGGGGAUGUAUAUGAUCUUUUUUCUAUCAUUGGUAUGUCUCUUCUGUGUCCAAUAGAGAUUAAUGAAUCCAUGAGAUUAGGCAUAUUGUGGAUAUAGACCUGCCAAUGAAACAUGAGUCAAGUUUGUUGUGUGGACCGUCAUUUGAGAGAUUUGAAAUAAAGUGUGAGAAACUUUCACA
Molecule: messenger RNA, 2903 nt
Organism: Gadus morhua (Atlantic cod)
Lineage: Eukaryota; Metazoa; Chordata; Actinopteri; Gadiformes; Gadidae
Gene: rpn1
Product: ribophorin I
Exons: 10
Coding region: 139-1938 (599 amino acids)
Cellular component (GO): oligosaccharyltransferase complex; membrane
Source: RefSeq, a predicted model, not a curated record